This is a messenger RNA of Closterium sp. NIES-67, 1313 nucleotides long. NCBI's taxonomy places the organism in Eukaryota, Viridiplantae, Streptophyta, Zygnematophyceae, Desmidiales, Closteriaceae. The record is from the annotation of a GenBank genome assembly.
GAAGUGCCUUGGAGUUUACUCUGCACUCUUAGGUUAUGACGUGUCCCGCGCCCUUCCGCACGUCGCUAUUUUCAGAGAACUGUGAGUUUAGAGGGGCAUGAAAGGGGCGUGAACCACACUCGAUUUAGGAAAGCCCUUUUCAGCCCUUGCUUUCGCGAGAGCCGCACCGUCCCGCCAACACCGCCGUUGGACCCGCGUGCUGCAGCGAGCGGGGCGCGCUAGCGACGUUAUUCAGCCCACACAGACCUGCCUGCCCACGCCAUGCUCAUUCGCAGGUGGGGUCGCGACGUGCCGAUGCGCCCAUCCGAAUCCGCGCCCCACGCCAAUACCUGCCGUGAUUACUCUCCCACUCUCUGUUAUACAUGGUCAGACGCUCUCCCACAAUCUCGAUUGUCAACACUCCCAACCUUCCAAUGUCCCAUUUCAAACUCUCCCACACUAUCCCACUCCCCCGUUCUCGUACUCUGCCGCUCUCCGAUUCACCCUGCCAUUGGCCCACACACAGGGGGUGUUAUGCCACCCCCUCUCUCUUUCCCCGUGCUCUCGCUCCCCAUUAAACUCGGGGAAAUCCCCCAUUCUCCUGCUCGCCUACUCUCUUGCUCUCCCGCAGACCCGCUCCCCCAGUCCCCUGCUCUCCCACUCUCCUGCUCUCCCGCUCUCAGGCUCUCCCUUCCACACCCACCUCCAAUCCCCGCCUUUCCCGGCUCCAAUCCCCGCCUUUCCCCGCUCUGAUUCCCGCCUUUCCCCGCUCCGAUCCCCGCUUUUCCCCGCUCCAAUCCCCGCCUUUCCUCGCUCAGAUCCCCACAUUUCUCCGCUCCAAUCCCCGCCUUUCCCCGCUCCGAUCCCCGCCUUUCCCCGCUCCGAUCCCCGCCUUUCCCCGCUCCGGUCCCCGCCUUUCCCCGCUCCAAUCCCCGCCUUUCCCCACUCUAAUCCCGACAGGGAGGGGGGUGAGGGGGGAGUGCGAUGGAGGGGAGGAUGGAGCGCACUGCUGCACCCACCCAAAACGUCCCCACGAUGACUGACGUGCUUUCCAUAGUCGCCUUCCCUAACCCACGCAUCUCCCCUACUCACCCAGCUCCUCCCAUGCCCUCUCCCCAUCUCCCAUGCUGACCCACCUCCUCCCACGCCCUCUCCCCAUCUCCCCUGCUCACCCACCUCCUCCCACGCCCUCUCCCUGUCUCCCCUGCUCACCCACCUCCUCCCAUGCCCACUCCCCGUCUCCCAUGCUCAACCCCCUUCCCCCAUCUCCAUGCUCACCCCCCUUCCCCCAUCUCCAUGCUCACCCCCCUUCCUCCAUCUCCAUGCUCACCCCC